Messenger RNA from Zasmidium cellare ATCC 36951, 3075 nucleotides. RefSeq lists its product as uncharacterized. The record is from RefSeq and is a predicted model, not a curated record. Bases 1 to 3075 code for a protein of 1024 amino acids. Gene Ontology annotation, cellular component: mitochondrion. The transcript has a single exon. Gene Ontology annotation, biological process: mitochondrial tRNA 3'-end processing. Gene Ontology annotation, molecular function: 3'-tRNA processing endoribonuclease activity. NCBI's taxonomy places the organism in Eukaryota, Fungi, Ascomycota, Dothideomycetes, Mycosphaerellales, Mycosphaerellaceae.
AUGAGAUCUUUCGUGCAGGUCCUCACGACGCCGACGGCCGAUACACCGGGCACGACGCUGUUGCUGCAUUUUGAUAACAAGAGAUAUCUGAUUGGGAGCCUUGCAGAAGGGACACAGCGAGCAUGUGUACAAAUGGGAGCGAGGUUGCUCAAGGUGUCGGAGUGCUUCCUCACUGGACGGACUGAGUGGAAGAACACGGGUGGAUUGAUUGGCAUGAUCCUCACGCUGGCAGACUCUUCUGCUGCUAGCCAAGCCAGUUCACUGGAAGAUGCGUUGAAGAAGGCAAAGUCAAAAGCAAGGAGGCUGGGCAUUGAGAAUGACCCGGAGAAGAUGCGAGAGUUGGAAGAGGAGGCCAAGCAGAUGGUUAAUGCCCUGUCGAUCUACGGUCCUCCCAAUCUGAAUCAUACUCUUGCGACCGCGAGAAGAUACGUCUUCCGGAAAGGUAUGCCUGUGAACGUGCAUGAAAUUCGAGGAGAGCAAAGUCACAAGCAGGAAGGAGGCGAUGAGUGGGCGCCGUUCUGGGCGGACGAGAAUGUCAAAGUCUGGGCCAUGUCAAUUUCUCCUUCGAAGGCAGACAGUUCGAAGUUGACGCCUCCGAGUUCGAUCAGUCCUCGCAAGCGGAGCUUCGAUGAGGUCGACACAGAGGAAAAUGAGUCUUCGACUGCUCUGGACGACUCAUUCACACCGGAUGAACGAAACUACCUUACAGCCAAGGCCGUAGUGUCUGAAAUGUUCAACUCAACGUGGCGGCUCGAUACACUCUAUGAGACGCCACUUUCUGAAGUCAAGCUUCCUGCUACGAUUUUCAUCCGCAAUUCGCAAACAAACAAAAUCGAGAAAUACACUGGUCCACUCCCUGGAGGAAAGCAGUAUGUGCCUGAUCCCGAUCUCAAAGUACUGGUUCGAAAGCCUUGGCCAGGCGCCUUGGUUGAGAGCCUGCCACCAACAAAGCCGGCCAAGGAAGCUGUCAGCUACAUUUUCCGUAAUCACAUGCAGCGUGGCAAAUUCCAUCCUGAGCGAGCGAAGGCGUUGAAAGUAAAACCUGGCAAUGCUUAUUCACAGCUGGCCAAGGGAGAGAGCGUUGUAAACCAGGAUGGCGAGACGAUCACGUCUGACAUGGUUCUUGACCCAAGCAGAGUCGGCGGCGGCAUUGCUGUAGUCGAUCUACCAGGGCCAGAGUACAUCGACAACCUGAUAACAAGACCAGAAUGGCGCGAACCAAAGGUCAUGGAAGGUGUGGGUGCCAUAGUAUGGAUUUGCGGCAAGGAUGUCGCUACGGAUGCGCGGUUACACUCUUUCAUGCAAGAGUUCAAGCAAGUCGAGCACAUCGUCUCAUCAGCCGAAUACUCGCCUAACAACCUUGCCCUCGAUUCUGCUGCGGCUGCAACGGUGCGGCUCAAGCAGGUAGAUCCUGAGCGCUAUGGUGUGCCUGUCCAUGAUUCAGAAUCAAGCGAUGGUUUGCAGCUAUAUGGCGGCCACGCCGGCUGGAAAGCGAUACAUUCCAAAACGCCCCUGCCCGAGGGAGUUCAUUUGGCAGCUCGCGGUCACACAGUAGAACUCGAGCCUUCGAUAGAGGUCCAGACAAAAGAUGCAAUAAAGCCAUUGCAGAUUCCUGAAACAGUGGCAGAAAUGCCGAAAGAAGUUCUGGAAGAAGCAGCCAAAGCACAAGAAGCAUCAAAGAACGCCGAUGAGGAGACACAGGCCUGGCUGGACAGCCUGCCACCCGGUGCAAAAGAUGCUGAGGUCAUCACGUUGGGUACCGGUUCAGCCCUGCCGUCAAAAUAUCGCAAUGUUUCUGCGACUCUGGUACGAGUGCCUGACUGGGGAAACAUACUUCUAGACGCCGGCGAGAACACACUCGGUCAGCUGAGGCGUGUGUUCACUGCAGAUGAGAUGAAGCAGGUCUUGCAAGAUCUCAAGAUUAUCUCGAUCAGCCACAUGCAUGCUGAUCACCAGCUGGGAACAACUAGUGUUGUCAAGGCAUGGUAUGAGGAAGUCCACGACGGUCAACCGGCGCCACCGAUAGACCCUACGCUCCCAGAGGGCAACGAUUUCGAGUCGAUUUUCAAGAAUGAACGUCGGCUUGCCGUCGUUGCAGAGCCUGCCAUGCUUCACUGGCUUGCUGAAUAUUCUGCAGUCGAAGACUACGGGCAUUCUCGUAUUGCACCCCUGUCCCUAACGCCCGCCGAUACAUGGUCAGGCCGCCGCUCGAAGCUGGGCUGGUUCGUCCCUGCCGCAGAGAUGAAACACCGCUCUUGGGAAGAGUCAGGAGAUCUGCUUGCCAGGAACACUUUCUCUCCUUCGUUCAUCAAUCUCUCCGACAUUCAAGCCGUUGGCGUGAAACACUGUCACGGUGCUCGCGCCGUCAGCAUCACCCUUCCAUCCGGCUUCAAAGUGUCGUACUCUGGUGACUGUCGACCGUCCAGGCCUUUCGCGCAGAUUGGAAAGGGCAGCACGGUCUGCAUUCACGAAGCUACAUUUGAUGACGAGCUGCAAGGCGACGCUGAGGCGAAGAACCACAGCACGACUUCUGAGGCCCUGAAUAUCGCACAGUUGAUGCGAGCAAAGGCUUGCGUCCUCACGCAUUUCAGUCAGCGGUAUCAGAAGGUACCCGUCCUGGAGCGUGGCGAAGAAGAGCUGGAAACAGUCGAAGACUUGCCAAUGACUGAGGAUGGCGCUGUCGUUGUACCAGAGGAGUCAACGAAUCCGGAAGAUGACAUGGGAGGACCGCUGGAAGACGCAGCUGCAACCUUCCCAGACCAGGAGACUACCGAUAACGGAGGCAAGCAGUACGACUUGCCGUCCAAGAAAGCCUCGAAUGGAGCCCCAGUACCAGCUGGUGGACCACCAGAGGCUGUCAAAUUCAAGCUGACGUCGGAUAUGAAGGUGUGCGUCGCAUUUGACUACAUGCGUGUCAAGGUGGGCGACAUCUGGAAGCUUGAAAAGUUCACACCGGCGCUGCUGAAGCUGUUCGCUGAAGAGGAGAAGGAGAAAGAAAAGGAGAGGGCUCGACUCGAGUCUGGGCAGAACACCAGCAAGAAAGCGAAGAAGAAGGGCGGACAGAGAAAUAACUAA